Molecule: messenger RNA, 1452 nt
Organism: Cutaneotrichosporon oleaginosum
Lineage: Eukaryota; Fungi; Basidiomycota; Tremellomycetes; Trichosporonales; Trichosporonaceae
Cellular component (GO): cytosol
Molecular function (GO): oxidoreductase activity
Source: RefSeq, a predicted model, not a curated record
ACCACCUCCUCCAUCCUACUUAUACCCCACUCUCGCGCCCGUUUCCACACACGCUCCUUUCUCCUCCUCUACCUCCUCCUCCUCCUCACCCUCCUCGCUCACCCCUCACUCACGACACAUCGACCGCAAUGCAGGCCCCAGACGUACACCCGGCACUCUACGUGCUCCUUGCGCUUCCCAUCCUCGCCGUCGUCCUCCGCGCCCGCCGCGGUCCAAGCCGCGAGAAGAUCAUCAAGCCCACCGACGAGCGCGUCGUUCUCCUCGGCUCCUCCUCGGGCGUCGGCAAGGAUCUCGCCUUUGCAUACGCCAAGCGCGGCGCCAAAAUCGUCCUCGUCGCCCGUAGAGCCUCAUCCCUUGAAGAGGUCAAGGCCCAGUGCGUCGCCCUAGGCUUGAAGGAGGAUCGCAUCAUCGUGUGCCCCGCCGACAUCCGCAACCCCUCGGACCUCCUCGGCGUCCGCGACGCGGUCGUAAACGCCUGGGGUGGCCUCGACACGCUGCACAUCCUCGCAGGCGUGCCCUCUACCCGCACGCUGUUGCAGAUUGCGGGCGUCGACCUCGUCCCCGAGCCGCGCCCGAUCGUCCCCCGCCCCCGCCUCGUUCCAGCCGAAGACCUGGCCUGGGUCGGCCCCGGCGGCGCCUACCACUCCGCCACGCAUCUGCCCACCGCUAGAGGCCUGGAAGCAGUGGCUGCCGAGGCGCGCGCCUGCUCCGAAAUCAACUUUGUCGGCACGGUGCUUGCGCUCGCGGCUUUCCUCCCCGUCCUCUGUGUCAGCUCGGCCUCGCCUGCCAUCCACCACCUCUCCUCGGUCGCGGCCGCCAUCGCCGCCCCCAGCCGCUGCAUCUACUCCGCCACCAAGUCGGCGGCGCUCAUGGCCGUCGAGAGCGCGCGCGUCGAGUGCGAGGGCGCCGGCGUCCGCUUUUUCUCCCUCCUCCCCGGCACGAUCGACAACGAGUUCCGCACCAAGACCCCCUGGUCCCAGAACGGCGGCAACUGCGAGGUCGAGAAGGGCGUCAAGGCCGGCUGGACCGAAAAGCUCCUCCUCCCGCCCCAGGCCGUCGUCGACGCCAUCCUCACCCAGCUCGCUCUCCCCCCCGCGCCCUACCCCGUCAUCCCGUACCCGCCCUUCUCGUGGGUUCCCGCCCUCCGCGCGCCCCCCAAGUCCACAUUCUUCCUCCCCUACAUGUACAAGCUCGCCACGCUCAUGGCCCUCACCCCGCUCGGAUACCUGUACGUCGAGCCCAACGCUCGCAAGAAGUACGGCCUGCGCCCAUGAGCUGUUGUAGGCGCUGUCGAUGUCGAGAAACGGGCGGUCUGUCGCACCGCUGCUGUCAUGGAGGGGCGUAUCCCGGUAAAACUAUGUGUAUUUGGUCAUCUCAUCAUGACAGAUGUGACGGCGAUUUAGAAGUGAUGAUACAGGCUGCGGAAUGUCACACCCGUCAUACUUGUGUUGG